This is a messenger RNA of Cynoglossus semilaevis (tongue sole), 4286 nucleotides long. RefSeq names its product regulator of G-protein signaling 9-like. The record is from RefSeq and is a predicted model, not a curated record. The coding region runs from base 820 to 2802 and encodes 660 amino acids. Gene Ontology annotation, molecular function: GTPase activator activity. Lineage: Eukaryota; Metazoa; Chordata; Actinopteri; Pleuronectiformes; Cynoglossidae. Gene Ontology annotation, cellular component: cytoplasm; neuron projection; plasma membrane. Gene Ontology annotation, biological process: G protein-coupled receptor signaling pathway; positive regulation of GTPase activity; regulation of G protein-coupled receptor signaling pathway. The transcript is spliced from 19 exons.
AUGGAAGACUCAUUUUUAGUUAUUAUCAACAAAUAUGUGAUUUCUGGGGAAUUCUAACUUCAGUCAGUCUUCUCUGUUGAGACGCAAUUCCGCACUUUUUAAUAAAAACACCACUUUCACAAACAAGUAUCAGAAAUUGUAGCCACUUUCUGUAAUAGAUGUUAUGAAAAAAAUGAUAAGUAAACUAAUUAAAAAGUGACGCUAACAACAAACGAAUCAGAGUGUAAUGGUAAUAUGUUGCCCUCUGCUGGAAAUAUUUAAAACUGCAAGGUACAGUUCGACUGUAAUAGAAAGCUAGGAUUUGAUUGGCUAAUACUUCCCCGGUUGGAGGUAUGUUGCCUUCAUAGGCUAUAGGACAUUUUAUUUUAAUUACAUCACGCUUCUCCAAAAGGUAAAUAAAUUGGAAUACAGAUGGUAAUACUUUCUAGAUGAAUAUGCGAAAUGCCUCUUGUUUAUCAUAGUCCUAGCAAUGAAUUACAAAAUGUAUUUUAGUACACUAUUUUUUUUAUUAAAACACUGUUAUUAAAUAUUAAAUGCAGGUUUUUCCCAUGUACGUGACCUGAUACGUUGUCAAUGAAUGCAUGGAUAUUAUAUAUUUAUUAUCAAUACAGUGAUAAAUGACACUACAUGGACCAAAAUAUCAACAAAUAAGUAAGAAAUUCUAGCAACCUUCUAAGAGCUGUUAGAGAGUACGUGGAGGCAGCAUCAAUAUUGAUACCUCCACCAUCCACACGACACAACGGCUCACAGACAGCCAGAGCAUCGCGUGUGUGUGUACACCUGUGAGUGUGAGUGUGUGAGAGAGUGACCAGCAUCAUCAUGACUAUCAGAAACACAGUCCGGGAUCAUGGACAGAGGUAUCGACCACGAAUGGCUUGUCUCAAAAAGGCUGAGAGGAUGCUGCUGGAGAUGCAGGAUCCCAAAACUGGAGUCAGGUCACAGCCUCAAAGACUGGUUAUCACAACAAUACCACAUGCUAUUACUGGUGAAGACAUAGUUUCGUGGAUAGCGGAGACAUUCCAAAUAGAUGCCAGCGAGGCGAAGAACAUCGGCACCAUGCUGGUAGCGCUGGGAUACAUCUACCCUGUACAAGACCACAAACGCUUAGUGAUUAAGUCUGACGCAUCCCUCUAUCGUUUCCAGACACCAUAUUUCUGGCCUACACAGCAGUGGCCUGUUGAGGAUACAGAUUAUGCAAUUUACUUGGCCAAGAGAAACAUAAGAAAGAAAGGAAUCCUGGAGCUGCAUGAGCAGGAACAGUAUAACCGACUGCACAAGUGGAUGAAUCAUAAAUGGGAUUUCAUAGUGAUGCAGGCCAAAGAACAGUAUAGGGCUGCAAAGGAGAGGAAGAAACCAGACCGCGUGGUUUUCGACUGCCAGGAGAGGGCGUACUGGGUUGUUCACAGGCCACCGCCAGGGACAGUAAGUGCCAUGGACUGUGGACUGGACAGACGAAUAGAUCCCAAUGCAGAAGAGCCACGAACACCUGACUUCUACGAGAGAAUUAUGAUCUUCACCCAACAGUCCAUCAUGAGGCCCAGAGUGAAGUCAUCAGUGUCCAUUGCGGCAUUAGUGAAAUACUGUGCCACCUACAACAGCCACGACCCGUUCUUGUCCAAGUGUCUUCCCAGCAAUCCCUGGCUCACCGAUGAUGUCACAUACUGGAACCUCACCAAGCCCAAUGUGGAGAUUCCAACUAAAAUGCGUGUGGAACGAUGGACGUUUAGUUUCGGGGAGUUGCUGUCAGACCCUCGAGGACGAGAUGAUUUCAGACUCUUCCUGAAGAAGGAAUUCAGCGGUGAGAACCUGGCAUUCUGGGAAGUUUGUGAGGAUUUGAAGUGGGGUACAGCAGCUACGAUGAGCGAGAAAGCAGAGCAGAUUUACAAGACCUUCCUGGCACGUGGUGCACCACGGUGGAUCAACAUUGAUGGAAAGACAAUGGAGAUCACAGUGAGUGGUCUGAGACACCCACACAGAUACGUCUUGGACGCGGCCCAGACUCACAUCUACAUGCUCAUGAAAAAGGACUCUUAUGGACGGUACUUGAAAUCUCCAGUUUUUAAAGACACGUUAAAGAAGGCCAUCUUUCCUGAGGAGCACAAGUUUACCGAUGCCCAGCUGGAGCACAACUCCAAGAACAGACGGCCCAGUCUCAGCCCAGUCGUCCUCCGACAGCAGGAGCAGGAGCAGAGGGCCAAGAUGGCGGCCAACGCCCCCGUUGACAUCACACAGCUGUGCCGCUUCACCACUCCUGUUCCCCACCUUGCUGUGUACUCUGGCAUCACUGACCCCCCCUCUGCCAACACCUCGCCCACUCUCCCAUUCCUGACCCACAGUCCAGCCUGUCCGUCUCCCAUCAGCGUGGCCUUAGACAGUACCUCGGCCUCAGAGCGGCGAGUGGAGCCCUCUGAGGGUGGAGAGGGGAACCUGCAGGCUCCAGCCUCAGUGUGUGCAAACGUGACUAAGUCUCGGAUGCCUCUGUCGUUGCGUCGUCUGCUAAAGAGGGGCUGCAGCCCUGCCAAUAUGUUUGCCAGCUUGUCUCCCAAAUACCACUCAGCCGCUGGGAGCAGUAGUCGAAUUCAGCCGAUCUGCCCGGAUCAGGCCGGCCAGGCUCCUCCCAGAAGGAUUGGAAAUUUUUUUCAGAUUAAGGUUGAUAUUCCUCCAGAAUGCCGUAUCUACCCCAUUGAAUCUGAGGAUGAGGAGGAGGAGAACAGAACAGCCUUCCGGGGUGGAGGAGUGGGAGCCAAGGAGAUCAUCUGCCCCUGGGAGAGCCUCACCUCACAGCAUGAGAUGGACCAAUAGGGUUCCAUUAUCCAGGUAUUAAACGUGGGGUUUGUCACUCUGUGUGGAACAGAUGCAGUGAACAUGAACAGGCUGGUACUCACAGAUAUUUGAUAAAAAGAUUUUACACAGAGCAGUAGUCUGUGGUAUUUUUCAAUGUUUACAGUUUUAAUAUUACUCUAAAGUCCAGGCCACAAACUACAACUGAUGUUAAAAACAAAUAAUACUAACCUAUCUGCCAUUGUUCUGGUUCUGUUUCUUGGCCAAUGGUGACCUGAUGACAUUUGAAGGUUUUCCCCCACAGUUUCUCCUUUUUAAGGUUCUAAAUGGAAUUGAAAUAUUUUUGUUUGUCUAUUUCUUCAUAAAAUCCACAUUUAUUGAGGCUUAAAGGUUGUUAUGCAUGUCCUUGAACGCCACAUUUAUCCCCAUAGAUACACAUGGAAACGAGGUGGCAAUCUGGUUACAAAGAGAAACUGUUGAGUAACUUGUGGUCCACUGGAUUUCAGUGAUUUCUGUUUCUAAUGGCAACUGCGAGGUCUUGUUUUUUUUAACCCCGCCCCCCAGGGAUUGAUAACCUGCUGAUAGUGUAUAUAUGGACACAGCAGCUGUGUUGGAGCCUGUGUUGGAGCCUACAGCCUUACGUUCGUAUACUUUUGCAGACACAGAAGUUGGUUUUGCCUGUGGCAACGUCAGGGUGUUUGUUUAUUCAAGAUCCUCAAACCUUUGGUGUAGCUUUCAGUUUUUAACCUGGUGAUCAGUAGCCCAGCGGCCUUAUACACUUCUCUGUUGUCUUUCCGGUUUUACGAAACAGGCCGAUUUUCUGUUUGUGACUGCCGGAGACAGCGUGUUGUAUGGAUAUUAUUAUCAGACAUGGUUAUUUAGAGUCAAUGUUUACAUCCCAGUUUGUGAUAGACCAAAGCAGACUUUAGAAAUACUCUGUCUCCAUGCACAUGCCUGCUGAAAGUAUCAUGUAUUUAUAUAAAUAUUGAGCAAUGACCAGUUUCUGACAUGGGAAAAUGUUCUUGUGCUGCUGAUUAGACUUAGACGCCUUGUCCCUAAUCGUACUUACCUCUGAAAUACACGUUUCACAUAUUUAAAAAAGACUGAGUAGGUGCAUUAGAGGUGAAUGAGGUCUUACUUGCAGCCUGUCCCCAUAUGCACUCUGCAUGGAUACAUGAUGUAACAGGAAACGAGGUGUGAAAUAGUUUUGUAUUUUGGCUCCUUUAAUAUUUUGUACGGCCUGGUGUAGCUGUUGUUUACUGUGCUCUACCCUGAGCAGGAUGUCAAUAUUUUUCUCUCUCUAACGUCUUUCUCCAUUGGUAUAGUGGAGGUGAAGCGUGGGUCAGUGGUGGCUAUGCUGUAUAAAUAACUGUUAGAAUGUAUCAAACUUGCGAUGUUUACAGAUACAAGAAUGUGAAAAAUACCUAAAAAUGUGAUGUACAUCCCAUGGCUUGUGUCAAGUGCCUCAAUAAAUAACCAUCUUAACCAAAAAGCUUUUUAACCGU